Messenger RNA from Sitophilus oryzae (rice weevil), 725 nucleotides. Its product is annotated as 60S ribosome subunit biogenesis protein NIP7 homolog. Bases 130 to 672 code for a protein of 180 amino acids. Gene Ontology annotation, cellular component: preribosome, large subunit precursor; nucleolus; nucleus. Gene Ontology annotation, biological process: ribosome assembly; ribosomal large subunit biogenesis. The record is from RefSeq and is a predicted model, not a curated record. The transcript is spliced from 3 exons. Gene Ontology annotation, molecular function: RNA binding. NCBI's taxonomy places the organism in Eukaryota, Metazoa, Arthropoda, Insecta, Coleoptera, Curculionidae.
GCAACCAUCUAUGCAAAUAAAACAUAACCCAAUAUAACCUGACAAGGCCUAGGCAGUGGACCAGGAAUUAAACUAAGUUUAAAAAUAUUUUUUAUAUCUAUUUUAGCAUUAAAAAACAAUAAUUCCAUUAUGAAGCGACUUUCGGAGGAACGUAUUAAAGUUCUAUUUGAGAAACUUGCAAAAUACAUUGGGCCAAAUAUUAAAUUAUUAAUAGAGAGGCCGGAUGGUUUAUAUUGCUUUAGAGAACAGAAAGACAGAGUCUAUUAUAUUUCUGAAAAUAUUUUGAAAUUGGCAAACACAAUCCAAUCAGAAAACUUAGUGUCGGCAGGUACAUGUUUUGGAAAAUUUACAAAAACAGGAAAAUUUAGAUUACACAUUACAGCUUUAAACUAUUUGGCACCAUACGCACAAUGUAAACUAUGGUUAAAACCUGCUGCAGAACAACAGUUUCUAUAUGGUAAUAAUGUUUCAAAAGCAGGCUUAGGAAGGAUAAGUGAAAACUGUGAAAAAUAUCAAGGAGUUUUAGUUUACAGUAUGUCGGAUUUACCUCUUGGAUUCGGGGUAGCAGCGAAAUCAACAGCCGAAUGUAAAUUGGCAGAUCCAUUAGCAGCAAUAUGUUUUCAUCAAGCAGAUAUUGGUGAAUAUAUUCGCUCAGAAGAAGAUUUGUUGUAAUAAACUAAUUAUAAAAUAAAUGUAAAUUCUAGGAUUAAAAAAUAAAAAGCAUA